Molecule: messenger RNA, 404 nt
Organism: Cylicostephanus goldi
Lineage: Eukaryota; Metazoa; Nematoda; Chromadorea; Rhabditida; Strongylidae
Source: the annotation of a GenBank genome assembly
AUGCAAGAUUUCAAUCGUUCAUUUGACUCGCAGACGGCUUUAGCCUACGGUGGACAAGCACCAGUCGGUGGGCCAGUCCAAGUGCCAAUAACUAUGGAUCCAAGACCUGUACCGCUUUAUAGAGGAAAUCAGGGCCUUGGCUUCAAUAUUGUUGGCGGUGAGGAUAAUGAGCCAAUCUAUAUCAGUUACGUAUUGCCAGGAGGUGUUGCAGAUUUGAGUGGAAAUGUUAGAAAGGGUGAUGUUCUGCUGGAAGUAAAUGGACGUUCACUUCGCAAUGCAACUCAUUCGCAAGCUGCUGAGGCGCUGAAGAAUGCUCAGAAUCCUGUAACGCUUACGUUGCAGUAUAGACCACAUGGUCAGUUUUAUCUUUUAGAGAAUAUUUCAAUAGAUUUUUCGUUUUAAAA